AUGGAGCAGAGGCUCUGUGUGUUGCAGUCGAAAACGGUUCGCGAACGCGCGUACGUAGCGCCGAUAACAGGCCACUCUCGUCGGUUAGGCGGGAAAUUUGCAUUUAAAAUGGGGCUGGUGUUAGUGUUGGUGGCCGCUUUGGUGGGGGCAGUGUGCGGGGAGGAACCUCCCGGCCGUGCGGCGGAACCGCGCCGGAUCGACUCCGGAAACAAUGGCUUGGAGAAUACAGACCUGGUCCUCGCAUUUGUGAUAUUUCGCCAUGGAGACCGCACGCCUGACAAUGAAGAGCUGGAUUUGUUUCCAUCUGAGGAACAUCUGUCAGACAGCAUUUUCUUCCCCUAUGGGAAGAAAGCAUUGACGAACAAAGGCAAACAACGCAGCUACUUCGUUGGUAAGUAUCUGCGAGAGCUUUACGACGGGUUCAUCUCAAGAUUAUAUUUGCCUGAUGAGAUAACCAUACGGACUACUGAUUACUCGAGGACCCAGAUGACAGCUUUGGCUGCUUUGUCAGCUCUGUACCCACCUCCACCUGCCCAGAAAUGGAACCCGAACCUGGAUUGGCAACCCAUCCCUUAUAAUACACCACCGUUUGAUGACGAUGACCUUCUAUACUGGUACAACUGUCCACGAUACUUAUGGCUUAGAGACAAGACCUAUGAGCGACCCGAGGUUAAGAAAUGGAUAGAACCAUACCAAAGCUUAUUUCGCUAUAUUAGCGAAAAAACUAUGACGAAUAUUACGAAACCUGAAGAUGUUUUCUUUUUAGAUAAUUUAUUCCAAACGUUGAAUAACGUAGGUGUCCGAACACCGAAAUGGGCGCAAGAAAUAAUGCCACAAAUCAAAGCCUUAACUAAGAUUGAGUACGCUAUAGAAUUUUAUAAUGCUGAGUUGAUUCAACUAGCGUCAGGUGUUCUAAUGCAAUCAAUAGUAAACACAACGAGUUCUGUUGUACACAAUACAACGUAUCCUAUAGAACCGAGGUUAUAUCUGUACUCGGCGCAUGAAAACAACGUGGCUGCCUUGAUGGCCGCCUCCAGAGUUUUCGAACCCCACCAGCCUAACUACGGGUCUACAUUCUCUUUAGAACUGAGAAGGAAUAAGAAUACUGGAGAAUAUGGAAUGAGUGCGGUGUACGCGCGUGACGCAGGCGGGCCUAAAGAGGUACUUCCCAUUGGAGGCUGCGGGGGUCAGCUAGUCUGCGAUUACGACAAGUUCGUGAACCUCGUACAAGAAGUCAUGUUCUCUAAAGAAGAAAUGGAUAACAAAUGCAAAGAUUUAACGUCAUAGUACAUACCUACCGUAGAUGUAUAAGUUUUUAGAUAUAGUUGACACGAAUAAAGUGGCUGUGAUUUUUA
This is a messenger RNA of Helicoverpa zea (corn earworm), 1355 nucleotides long. Its product is annotated as venom acid phosphatase Acph-1-like. The transcript is spliced from 7 exons. The coding region runs from base 1 to 1287 and encodes 428 amino acids. NCBI's taxonomy places the organism in Eukaryota, Metazoa, Arthropoda, Insecta, Lepidoptera, Noctuidae. The record is from RefSeq and is a predicted model, not a curated record. Gene Ontology annotation, biological process: dephosphorylation. Gene Ontology annotation, molecular function: phosphatase activity.